Molecule: messenger RNA, 3197 nt
Organism: Olea europaea var. sylvestris
Lineage: Eukaryota; Viridiplantae; Streptophyta; Magnoliopsida; Lamiales; Oleaceae
Product: serine/threonine-protein kinase WNK8-like
Exons: 7
Coding region: 597-2888 (763 amino acids)
Biological process (GO): intracellular signal transduction; protein phosphorylation
Cellular component (GO): cytoplasm
Molecular function (GO): ATP binding; protein serine/threonine kinase activity
Source: RefSeq, a predicted model, not a curated record
AUUAUGUUUGAAGUUUGAUUGUAUCAAUUCAACAAAAGGCAGCUUUUUAUGAUGAUACGCAUUAAAUUCGAGCCCCCCACCGAACAAGUGUCUGUUCCACGCUUUUCUUUCGCUUUGGAUCCGUAAUCUCUAUUAUAAUCCGUUCUUUUUCCAUUUCUUAGCCCCCCUUGCCCCUUUAAUCUCUUCUUCAUUCUCCUAAAUUAUAUGAACCCACAAAUUUUCCUUAUUGAUUUUCCAUUUUUUAGAUAAAUCCAACCAUUUUUUUUUCUUUUUCUAUUCAUAGUUCCUUGAUUUUGUAUGAUUACGGAUUUCUCACAACAGGAAAUGGUGUUAUCUUCUGUUCUUGUUGUUGAGAGGUGACUGAACAAUGAAUUGAUGAAUGAAUGAAUCAGAUCUUAUUCUGAUUUUUAUCGCGCUGCUUGUGGUAGUUUGAUGGAAAGAGGGAUUAUGGUAAUGACACGAAUUCCUUUGUAUUCGUGUCAUAAUGGAUCAUCAAGAAAAUUAGCUUCUUCGUUGUUGUUUACCUUUUACUUUUCGUCGUUGAGAAAUCUGGAUGCGGCGAUUGUUGCUGUUGAUGUUGACAAUGUCAGUCAGAAAUGUCGAUCUUGUUUAAGUCGCAAACAAUCACCUUUCGAUUCCUAUUCCAUUGCUUCCGAGGCAUUCUCCGAACGCCCACAAAGUUAUUUUCCCUGGAAUUCAAUCAUUUGAUUCUGGGGUCCUUGUUCUCUACAUUCUUGUUUCUACCUGCUGUUUUCUUUAGUUUUCUUGUUUCUGCCUCUGCUUCUGCUUCUGCUCCUGCUGUUUGGUGGUGGCGGCGGUUGUUUUUGUUAUCAUCGUUUUUUACCGGAAUGAGUUCCAGUGCAGCCUCCGAAUUGCCUCAUUCUGGGAAUGGAAAUGGGAAUUUGUUUGCUUUUUCUGUAAGUAAUAGUGGAAACAAUAAACCUCUGGAUCUGGAGCUUGAUUAUGUGGAGAAAUGUCCAAAGGGUCGAUAUGUUAGGCACAGCGAAAUAUUGGGCAAGGGUGCAUUCAAGACUGUCUACAAGGCAUUUGACCAACUUGAUGGAAUAGAAGUGGCAUGGAACCGAGUGAAAAUCGAUGAUGUGUUGCAGGCACCUGAAGAUCUGGAAAAAUUGUACUCUGAGGUUCAUAUUCUUAGGCAGUUGAAGCAUGACAAUAUCAUCAAGUCUUACGAUUCAUGGAUUGAUGAUAAGAAGAAGACUGUAAACAUGAUUACUGAACUUUUCACAUCUGGUAGCCUGAGGCAAUACCGUAAGAAGCACAAAAAUGUCGAUAUGAAAGCUAUAAAGAAUUGGGUGAGGCAAAUUCUCCAAGGUUUAGACUAUCUUCACAGUCAGAACCCACCUGUCAUCCACAGGGACUUGAAAUGUGACAAUAUUCUUGUUAAUGGAAACCGGGGGGAAGUUAAAAUUGGGGACCUUGGAUUGGCGACCAUCAUGCAGCAGCCUACUGCUAAGAGUGUCAUCGGAACCCCAGAAUUUAUGGCUCCCGAGCUUUAUGAAGAGGAAUACAAUGAACUAGUUGACAUAUAUUCCUUUGGUAUGUGCUUAUUGGAAAUGGUUACUCUGGACUAUCCAUAUUGCGAGUGCAAUAACCCAGCUCAAAUUUAUAAGAAAGUUAUCUCUGGUGUCAAACCUGCUUCUCUUAGCAAGGUGAACGAUCUUGAAGUCAAGGAAUUCAUUGAGAAAUGUUUGGUUACGGCUUCUGAAAGGUUGUCUGCUAAGGAACUUCUUAAAGAUCCCUUUCUUCAAUUUGAAAGUUCAAAAGAAACUGUUCGCAUUUCAUUAAAAUUACCUAAUGAAGUUCCUAGAUCUUCAAGUUUUUUAAAUCCUGGGCCACAUUCUAUGGAUAUAGAUCCUGAUUAUAACCAGUCAAUGUGGACAGACUCCAAUUGUGGGAGCCCACGUUCUCUAGAACUGGAAUUUCAAAGGGUGCAUCAGAAUAACAAGUUCAGACUGAAGGGGAAGAAAAAUGAUGACAACUCAAUCUCAUUGACCUUGCGAAUUACAGACAAGGGUGGCCAAGUGAGGAAUAUACACUUUUCAUUCUACCUUGAUUCAGACACUGCUCUCGCGGUUGCUGCUGAGAUGGUUGAGCAACUGGAAUUGGCAGAUCAUGAUGUAGUGUUCAUUGCCGACUUCAUCGACUACCUCAUAAUGAAAAUUUUACCCGACUGGAAACCUUCAUCUGAUUGUCAUUCCAGUGGAGAAAGAAAUGCAAGUAUCUUGGUGGCAAAUCAAUGGUGGAUGCCCUUGGCAGAUUCUCCAGCCAACUUCAAGCUUGACCAACAUCAUGUGUCUGAAUUUCAUAAAGAAACUCAAAUUUGCAUGCAAUCUGAUGGGAGUAAGUUCUACGGUAACCCCAGCUUUGCUUCCUCUGCUCAUGAUGCAUUCUUCACGAUUCCAUGUUCGGUGAAUGCAGAACAUGAAGAGUCACAAGGAUCAGUAACCUCUGAGGUAAUGCUUGAAGACAUAUCAAUGAAGAAUGUGAACACUCGCCAAUGGGUUGAUUCUGGUAACAAUGGAAUCUCAAAAGCUUCUGGUGAUGUUGUGGAAAUGGAGUAUGGGGAUCUAUAUUAUUUUGAGUGCAAUAUGCAUGGAAAUGUUAGUGAUGAAGUAGAACCUCUACCAAUGAAACGGAUGACAGAAAAGUCAGAAUCGGUUUUCUCUGAGGAUCUAAACGCCGUCUCCGUAUAUAGGAGCUUAGCAAGCAGUUGUUCGUCUUUAACCAUAGUCGAGAAAGAUCCUGAAAACCAGCUGAAGUCAGAGAUUGAUGCAAUCGAAACCCAUUAUCAGCAAUGGUUUCAAGAAAUUUCGAGGAUGAGGCAUGAGGCAUCAGAGGCUACCAGGAAGAAAUGGUCGGACAAAUAAGUUACCGUUCAUUGAGCAAGAAUGUCUGUACGAGGAUUCCCUGUUGUGUCUUUUUAUGUUCUUGUGAUGCAUCGUUUGGAAACUCCAUGAUGGAUUUGGCUUCCUUCGUAGAAUUAAUGGUCUCUUUAGACCCCCAAUUUAUUAUUUAGGGGUGAAAACAAUCUUUACUUGUCCAUGUACAUAAUUUCUCAGUUCUGGAUGUUUUUUCUUUUCGCCUAUUACCUGUACUUCAUACCUUUUGUUAUCGUUACUCUCUCUCUUUCUAGAUUGGGUAAAUAAAUAUAUUGAUCAAAAUUUCGAGUACAAAUA